GCGCGCAUGAGACUGACUUGUCAUGCUCUUCCUCAUGCCGCCAUAACUCCUGGAACACGCUCGGCCCUAUUCGGAUUUUUCACCUCGCCGGCAGCUAACAUGAUCCAAUUUGUUUAUGCUUGUUGUUUCUCUUUGCUUACAGCACUUGCAACACUCACUGUAUUGUGGACGAUGACUGACUCUUCUUAUAUUCAGUGAGGUUUUUUCACCAUUCUCACCUGGGUCUGUGCUGUUCUCUGAGCCCUCAGAAGAGGAUCAGUGGUCACGGCCUGUGCCUUCACAUCUCCCUCCCACGCCGGAAUCUGAUUGUUUCCUUUCCGAUUUCUGCCAGGAUUUAAACCCGGAAAUGAGCCGCGACAUGAGCCUCCCAUAUGACUGGACCCCGACCACAUCGUCAGAGGACACAUGGACCACCACAUCUGCACCUGUAGAACGGAAUACCAUGCCCUACGAGACUUCUCUGUGGCCCACUUCCGGAUAUGCUGCCUACCAGGACUUGCCUUCAUCGGAUGACGCCGCAUGGUAUCCCGCCGUUCAUGGAUCUGUAGUAGGCUUGUCGCCUGUUCUGAGUCAAAUGAGCCAGAACUCGCACACCCUUCAUUUCUUUCCCGAAUUGGAUACCUUCCCCACCGGACAUAAAGUGGACCAUUUCCCUCUGCCAAGUGAGGCCCAUCAGUGGAACUUAUCGGACGGCCUUGCUCUUGGAAGUUUCUUGACCCCGGAUGCGUGCUCGUCUUUGUCCCAAGGCCUGCCUUCGUCCGAGACCACAUUUCCUGAUCUCUCCGUGGACUCUCCAGCGCUCUGCGCCGUGCAGCAGCCGCUGCUCUUGUUUCCUGAUGGCCAGUCUUGUGAAUCCCGGAGAUCUUUCUCCGAACCAAAUGUUGGCCACGGACGCCGCCUUUUGCCCAGGACACCUCAGGCCCUACCGAUGUCGCGUUCACAGUCCAGCUCACAAUAUCGCGCUAUCCAGCCGCAUUCAGUGGUCGCCUCCUCCACAUUUGCUGAGACCGAGGGUAACAUUCCGGUGCUGCCGAAAGCUCCAGCGUCUCGGGGAGCGACCCUCUCAGAGCCUCUCGCUGCUUCCGUGUGCCGGCCGACAGCUACUUCCGAGGUAGCUUAUGCUCAGGAUCAAUUGUCAGGCCCAGAGGUGUCGUCUGCCAUUAAUUCUGGUCUUCCGGCCGUUUAUCUGCAAACUGCGGACUUCGAGGACUACCGAUAUCACGGUGAAUUCGACCAAACUUGUGCACAGCCGACAAGGUAAGAACGCAGAACGAAUCAGUCGAAGCAACGCCAGACACUGACCAUACCAAAGCCAUAUCUUUGCAUACAAUCUUCCCCAGACUUACCCGAUGAGCAUCUCGGCGGGCAGUGCACAAUCUACCUGUCGCCUUAAUGUUACCACAACAAGCCUAUCUACGGAGGGUGACGAAGGUCGC
Molecule: messenger RNA, 1436 nt
Organism: Dissoconium aciculare CBS 342.82
Lineage: Eukaryota; Fungi; Ascomycota; Dothideomycetes; Mycosphaerellales; Dissoconiaceae
Exons: 1
Coding region: 347-1261 (304 amino acids)
Source: RefSeq, a predicted model, not a curated record